AUGAGCACGCGCCAGUUUGACGGGGCUGCGUACGUGCGUGUCGAAACAGAUCCGCUGUUGAGCGAUGUGGACGUGGAACCACAGCCAUCUCUUCUCAGGUCUUACAGGUGUUACUGCGCUGUUUGCGCCUGCUCCUUGCUCGCGCUCGUGCUCCCUCCUUGGCUGUACUUUUUUCUCGUGAAGACCACCGCUGGUAUGGCGGUCGGACGUUUCCUCACGAUCGAUGACCUGAUGGUCCAGGAGUUCUGCCAUCAAGGUUUGACAAUGGAAAAUAUCACGUAUAACAACUGGUGGCCAGGGUGUCUAUACGGAACGCCCAGGCAGAAUUGUACAGACCCAUGUUAUGACGUGAGCAUCCUCGAGAGGAUGGACGCUUUCAACAAACAGUACCCGGGACAGCUCGUGACAUACCAGUCUCGUUCUGGUCCCAUGGAUGCGGUCGAGUUGACAGGAUGGUGGCUGCCAGCGCCCAACGAGUCGGCAGCGCCCAGAAUCGUGCUGCAGCACGGGUUCGAGCAGAAUUCGAACGCCCAUUCUCCGCAGCUUGCUGCGUACAUGCUCCGCUCCCUUGGGUUCAGCGUCUUCCUGCCGAACCUCCGAGACCACUGCUACUCGAGCAACACCUCCGAGCACGUCUAUCAGUGGAGCAGCGCUUACCCUCUUGACCUGCUGGGCGCCUGGGACUACGUGGUGGCCGACCCCAACGGCCUCCUCGGCGGGCAGCGGGAAGCCAGGCACGUGGGGCUCCAGGGGUUCUCCCAGGGCGCCUUCGUCGCCAGCGCUGCGUUCGGCUUAGACAGAAGAAGGGCCGCGCGCCGGCGGCCUGGGUGGACGCCGGGCCCUGGACGCCCCGGGCGGCGUUCGACUGGCGUGCCCCGAACGGCGCCCGCCGGGAGUUCGAGGAUCUGGGGCUGGGCUUCGCGGCCGGCGCGCUGGUGUCCAGCCACCCGCGGUCGGCAGGUUCGCUGCCGAGGGGGGCCACUGGGGGCCCCGCCCCCCAGGACCAGCCAGGCAGGACCCUCCCAGUGGGGGCCGGGUGCAAAGCAGCCCAGGUCUCGGGUGGGACUUGGGGAAGCGGGGAUGAUGCGUUCCCCGAAGGGACUCCAGCGAGAGGGACUUCUGAGACCGCGGCGUUGCAUCUGA
Prorocentrum cordatum is the source of this 1143-nucleotide messenger RNA. Lineage: Eukaryota; Dinophyceae; Prorocentrales; Prorocentraceae. The record is from the annotation of a GenBank genome assembly.